Lodderomyces margitis is the source of this 726-nucleotide messenger RNA. Its product is annotated as U2-type spliceosomal complex subunit. Gene Ontology annotation, biological process: snoRNA splicing. The coding region runs from base 1 to 726 and encodes 241 amino acids. NCBI's taxonomy places the organism in Eukaryota, Fungi, Ascomycota, Pichiomycetes, Serinales, Debaryomycetaceae. The transcript has a single exon. The record is from RefSeq and is a predicted model, not a curated record. Gene Ontology annotation, cellular component: U2-type spliceosomal complex. Gene Ontology annotation, molecular function: metal ion binding.
AUGUUUAAGAAAAGAGUAGCCAAGGAUCCUGCCAGUAGCUCCAAAAGAAAGGUCGCUGAGAUUGAUAAUGACGGCCAGGUAGCUACAUCCGCAAAUGAGACAUCAAAAUUCAAUAAACGAUCGAAGUUGACUAAUGCCAAUACAACUACCCCAUCCACAUCCACAUCAUCGCGAAAGCUCACACUUGCAUCUACUCCACUACUGCUCCACCCAAUAAGCCAAAAAGACAAAGAAGAGCUUACAAAGGAAAUACCAAAGAAGCCGCCUUCAUCGGCGAUAAAACCGGUACCGGAAAAUAUCAACAUUACUACAAUGAUGGAUUUCCAGCCUGAUGUAUGUAAGGAUUUCCAACAGACGGGGUACUGUGGAUACGGCGAUACAUGCAAAUUUCUUCACAUAAGAGACGAAUCUAAACAAAAGGUGCCAAUAAAAAAGGAAUGGGAGGAGGUAGUUGCCAACAACCACAAUGGAAAAAGCACCAUGUCCAAGAACAACAACAAUAAUAACAAAUCAGGUGAUUCAACUACAAUACCAUUCAAAUGCAUACUUUGCAAAAAGGAUUACAAGAGCCCCAUAAAGACCCAAUGUGGUCAUUUAUUUUGUCAAGCUUGUUUUUUGAAUCGGUUCAAGGUGCAAAGGAAGUCAGGAUGUGCUAUAUGUAAUAAAGAUGUGGAAGGGGUGAUGAUACCUGUUUCGAAAAAGGAGUUGAAUGAGUUGAUUGGAUGA